AUGGCGGCGGCCCCGGAUGAGGAGGUAGACCGCAGACCGAUCCGGAGGGUCCGGUCCAAGAGUGACACGCCUUACAUCAACGAGGCGAGGAUCUCUCUGCACCUGGAGACAGCCGAGGAAGUGGAGAGGUUGACAGCGAUGCGCUCUGAUUCGCUGGUUCCCGGCACACACACGCCUCCCAUUCGGCGGCGGAGCAAGUUCGCCACCCUGGGACGUCUGUUUAAACCCUGGAAAUGGAGGAAGAAGAAGAGUGAAAAGUUCAAGCAGACCUCUGCCGUGUUGGAGAGGAAAAUGUCCACUCGCCAGAGCAGAGAGCAGCUCAUCAAGAAAGGAGUGCUGAAGGAGGUUUAUGAGAAAGACGGCUCUUCCUCGGCUGGACUCCAGGAGGUGAAGAUGGAGAACGGGCGUUCUCCGGCGCUCGGCUCCAGCCUGUCAGAGUCUGAAGGUACUGAGCUGAUGGAAGGAGCCGCUGCAGCUGUAGGCUCUCUGGAGUUUCAGAUGCCAAAAGAAAGCGCAUGUCAACAGGACCACGGCCAAAAGCCCAUGAAGAAGUCCUAUGUGUAUCCGGCCGAUUGCGCUGAAUCGACGCUCUCCAGGCCGCCUACGCUACACAAGCAACCUCCUGUGCCGCCACCCAAGCCCUUCAACAGGCUACCUAAUCACAUCGCAGACGGUGCCCCAGUGAAGUUGCCGUGCAUGUCUGCGAAGUUAUCUCCUCCUCUACCUCCAAAGAAGCUCACGAUCUCCAUACCUGCAGGGAGCAUGGAGCCCUCUUCGCUCGCCUUCCAGAAGUGCCCCCCUCACAGCCAUGCCCCAAUGGGCGGGCACUCCCUGCAGUACGGGGGGAUACCCCUCCACCCGCCCAGCCGAAUCAUAGAGGAGCUCAACAAGACCCUUGCCCUUACUAUGCAGAGGUUUGAGAGCUCCAUGAUGCACGGGGUUCCCAAGGUGAGGAUCGAGCGUGACAGCAACAAAGAGAACCUCCCUAACGAGGCGGACUACGAGGAACUGCCUGAGGAAGAGGAAGAUGAUGAUGAGGAAGAAGACGACGACGAUGAAGAAGACGAUGACGAAGACGACGACGAUACGUUGUUUACAAGCGCACUGGCGAUGAAGAUUUUACGAAAGGACUCUCUGGCCAUCAAGCUGAGUAACCGUCCAUCGAAGAGCGAUCUGGAGGACAAAAACAUCCUGCCGAUGCAGUCGGACCAAGAGAAAUCAGAGUCACGACAACAAACGGCGACCAAACUGACGCGGCGAUUGAGUCAACGGCCAUCAGCAGAGGAGCUGGAGCAGAGGAACAUACUCAAACCUCGAAACGAUCUGGAGGAGCAGAAGGAGAAGAGCGAGAUCAUAAGACAUUUGUCCAAAAAGCUCAGCCAGAGGCCCACAGUCGAGGAGCUGAGGGAGGCCAAGAUCCUCAUUCGCUUCAGUGACUAUGUGGAGGUCGCCGAGGCUCAGGACUACGACCGGAGAGCAGACAAGCCGUGGACUCGGCUAACGGCUGCCGAUAAGGCCGCCAUCCGGAAGGAGUUGAAUGAGUUUAAGAGCACAGAGAUGGAGGUGCACGAGUCGAGCCGUCAUUUUACCAGGUUUCAUCGGCCAUGAGAUUAUCAGCCCGAUAAUCGGACGUGCUUUUUAUACUCCCACACCGAGCCUCGAGUGGUCCGACCUGCUGCCCUCAAAC
Molecule: messenger RNA, 1687 nt
Organism: Cyclopterus lumpus (lumpfish)
Lineage: Eukaryota; Metazoa; Chordata; Actinopteri; Perciformes; Cyclopteridae
Gene: phactr1
Product: phosphatase and actin regulator 1
Exons: 13
Coding region: 1-1608 (535 amino acids)
Biological process (GO): stress fiber assembly; cell motility
Molecular function (GO): actin binding
Source: RefSeq, a predicted model, not a curated record